This is a messenger RNA of Naumovozyma dairenensis CBS 421, 1242 nucleotides long. RefSeq names its product elongation factor 1-gamma. Lineage: Eukaryota; Fungi; Ascomycota; Saccharomycetes; Saccharomycetales; Saccharomycetaceae. Gene Ontology annotation, biological process: translational elongation. Gene Ontology annotation, molecular function: translation elongation factor activity. Gene Ontology annotation, cellular component: cytoplasm; nucleus. Bases 1 to 1242 code for a protein of 413 amino acids. The transcript has a single exon. The record is from RefSeq and is a predicted model, not a curated record.
AUGACUCAAGGUACAUUAUACGCAUCCAGCAGCCCAAGGAGUAUAUCUUCUAAAGCAUUGAUCAAAUAUUUCAACCUAGAUUACAAAAUCAUCACCAAUUUAGAAGAAGAUGCCACUUUUGGUGAAAAAUUCCCAAUAAAGAAAGUCCCAUCCUUAUGGGGCCCCAAGGGUUUGAAACUAAACGAGGCAAUGGCUAUCCUCUUCUACUUGGCCAAUUCCAUCGACGAUGAGAAAAUCAAAUCUAAAUUGAUCGGUUCCACCGUCAUGGAAAAGACUGAAAUCAUUAGAUGGUUAUCAUUCAGUAACAUGGAUGUAAGUUUAACUAUCUUCAAAAUAUUCUUAACAUUCCUUGGUGCAACUCCUUAUAAUAAAAAGGAAGUGGAUAACGCAUACGUUAACUUGGAUAAAUAUGCUUCAUUUUACGAACAAAGAUUGAAGAAUUUCACUUAUUUGGCCACAGAAAGUAUCUCAUUAGCUGAUCUUCACGCUGCUAGCUUUUGGAGUUUGGCAUUCUCUAAACUUGUAGGCCCUCAAUUUGUAGCAAAGUUUCCAGCUUUGGUUAGAUGGUUCAAGACUGUCAUUUCCUCUCCAAUCAUGGCACCAUUCUUCAUUGAUUUCGAAUUUACAGAUAAACCAAUGGAAUAUGUUCCACCAAAGAAGGAGAAGAAACCAAAGGCAGAACAAAAUAAAACAAAAGUUGAAAAGAAACCUGAGACUACUGCCGGUGAGGAAUCUGCUCAACCAGCUAAAAAACCAAAACAUCCAUUGGAAGCUCUAGGUAAGUCUACUUUCAUCUUAGAUGAAUGGAAAAGACAAUAUUCUAACGAAGAUACAAGACCAGUUGCGUUACCUUGGUUUUGGAAACAUUACAAUCCAGAAGAGUACUCCUUAUGGAAAGUUGAUUACAAGUAUAAUGAUGAAUUGACUUUGACUUUCAUGUCUAACAAUUUGAUUGGUGGAUUCUUUAAUAGAUUAUCCGCAUCUAACAAGUAUAUGUUUGGUUGUUUAGUCGUUUAUGGUGAAAAUAAUAAUAAUGGUAUCACUGGUGCUAUUAUGGUUAGAGGUCAAGAUCAUAUUCCGGCAUUUGAUGUAGCUCCAGAUUGGGAAUCUUAUAGUUAUACUAAGUUGGAUCCAACUAAGCAAGAAGAUAAAGAAUUCGUCGAUAACAUGUGGGCUUGGGAUAAACCUGUCAUUGUUAAUGGUGAAUCUAAGGAAAUUGUUGACGGUAAAGUCUUGAAAUGA